GUUCCUAAUGUUUUUCAAAUCUCUGUUGUUUUAAUAAAUUUGUUUUUAUUGAGCUAACUUGCUAUUUUUUUACAUGGUGAAACGAUGGGAGUUUAACUCAAAAGUGAUCAUCCGUGGGAAGAUAGUUUGAACGUAAUUAAACUAAUUUGGAAUAGAAAUAGUACACUUUAUUGUGCGGACCGAUUGUAUUUGUGUCCACUUAUUUAUAUAUAAGUUGUCUGAUGCAAAAAUUUGUGUAAUUCGCCAAGGUACGAACAUUUGACGGACUGGAAUGUUCAGUACAAUAUUAAAAUGAGCGUAAUAAAAAAAUGUUACCUUCUUGAACCGGAUAUUUUUCGGAUGAUUCAAUAUAAUAGAAAUAUUAUAUGGUUAGAAAAUUUUUAUUCAUACUUAAUAUCAGCACUUAGUAAUAUAUUAAUCAACACCAUAAAUUCAGUAUAUUUGUUUCAGUUAAUUAUGGCUCUGCCUGAAGGAUUUCACUCUUCUCUGGACUAUUUUAGAGCAACCUUAGCUUUUCUCCGUGAUCAUUCUUGGAUAUAUAUCACUCCAAACACUCGAUUCAUAAAAGCCGGAUUGUUGGAAAAGAUUCCAUCAGAUUAUAUCAACUAUUUUUUGCACUUGAAAAACUCUGAAUUAAAUAUAUUCCCAUUUUUGCAUGACAAUGAGGACUUUCACAAUGGUAUUGAUUCCAUUGCUUUGCAAACAUUUCGCUCAGUACUACGCGGCCUUAUACCAAAAGAAGUACACGAUUCGAAAAGUACACCAAAUCAACUAGAAUUGCUUCCAAAAUGCCGACUUAGGAAGAUGAGUGUAAAAAAACAACACGAAAUUGUGCAAUUAACUAAAGUUAUAAAGACUCAAUGUAAUGAUAUACACUUACUUAUUGACUUUGGAGCUGGUUUGGGUUACCUUAGUGAGACGUUGUGCAGCAUUAACAAAAGUUGGCGUAUUCUGGGCCUAGAAGCAGAUGUGUUUCGAGUAAUGGGUGCACGUAAACGUCUGAGACAACAGAUAUCUGAAAUGAGUGAACGUGUCACUUAUGUUCAGCAAUUUAUUGAACCGAAUGCAGGCAAUGCUAUUAAAUAUCAUAUUUCAAGAAGUGGAUUGACAGGUCUGACUAAAUGGGCUAUUAUAGGCUUACAUGCUUGUGCUGAUUUAUCGGUUACAUCUAUAAAGUUAUUUUUUGAAAUGGCAGAAGUUAAACGUUUGGUUAUCAUGCCAUGUUGUUAUCACAAGCUGAGCCAAACUAGUAAUGGUCACUUUUUAAAUUUUCCGUUAAGUACUACGUUAAAGUCUGCGGUCACUGAAGCGGAUACAAAUGUGUUGAGCUACUUUAAUCGUCCUUUUUUGCGUCUGGCUUGUCAAGAGACCAGCGCUCGUUGGCGGCAUUGUUCAGAGGAGGAGCACGUGGCACACGGAGAGCAGAUGUUCUGGCGUGCCGUAGCCGAUGCCAUCAUUGACGAUGAAACGGAAGUAAUCGCAACUAUACCGAAAAGCCAACGACCUAAUAAUGAUUGGAGUGAAAUUAAAAGUUUUUCAACUUUUCGACAGAUGUAUAAAGUGAGAUCAAAGAGAGCGGAUGCAGAGUUUUUAGUGGCAGACAUGUGGAAUAAUGAGCACAGAGAUAAAUUUAAAAAAGUCGUUGAAAAAUAUGCCGAGGUUGGCCCCAAGUUGGCAGAAGCAUUGACUUGUUUGCAAACAACAAUACAGAAACUUUGCGAGAAUAUUGUUCUUUAUGAUCGAGUAUGUUAUAUGAACGAAUACGCAGAGACACAGACAAAUUUAAAAAUAAUGGUAAAAUAUCAUAAAAUUCUUGAUGAGAAGUUAUCACCUCGUUGCUUUGCCUUAAUCGCCGAAAAAUUUUAGCAUAAAUGCUGUUGAAGUUUAACUUUAGUUUUUAUUUCAACAGCAUUAAGAAUAAAGUGUCUGUAAUGUAAAUGUGCAAAUAUGUUUGAAGAGUGUGAUAAUCGUCUUCUUCCGCUUCCAGCAGUAUCUAUAAAUAGGCACUUAAUACAAUUAACCUAAGGGUAAAAGCUUAUAAAAUAUGUCGACUUAUUUACACGUAAGAGUAUGAACGCUUCUUUAUAUAAAACAAGAACCACUUUCAUUUAAAAACAUUUAUACUCCGAUUUAACAAAUAAUUGAUAUCACAAGAAGAGACAAAGUUCAUUACCCAAUACAAUAUAUUUAAUAAUACACAGUUUAAUGAACAAAUAUAUUUAAAUAACACAUUCUUACAUAAAAAUAUGCACACAUCUAAAUAAGUAUACAGGAUAUCAUAAUAUUCUUAUAAGAUUAGGAUGUCAAAGUUUUUUUUGGCAUUAACCAUAUGUAUAAAUAACUACCUAUAUAUGCCAUAAAUUGAUACCUUUAACCUUUACCUUUUACCACGAAAUUUCUAAACUUUGGUAUAAAUUAAUUAUGUAAUUAUGUUUAGCUACAAUGAAGGAAAUUUUAAAUUCGGCUGAAAUAAAAUUGCAUACAUACAAAGAGGCAUAUAUAUACCUUCGUUGUGUUUAAGUAUUAUAUAUAUAUGUAUGUAUAUACAUACAUAUAUGCUUUCAUAUAAAGUAAUAAAUAAGAUUAA
Molecule: messenger RNA, 2587 nt
Organism: Bactrocera oleae (olive fruit fly)
Lineage: Eukaryota; Metazoa; Arthropoda; Insecta; Diptera; Tephritidae
Source: RefSeq, a predicted model, not a curated record